Messenger RNA from Arachis stenosperma, 1413 nucleotides. RefSeq lists its product as uncharacterized. NCBI's taxonomy places the organism in Eukaryota, Viridiplantae, Streptophyta, Magnoliopsida, Fabales, Fabaceae. Gene Ontology annotation, molecular function: zinc ion binding. The record is from RefSeq and is a predicted model, not a curated record. Bases 1 to 1413 code for a protein of 470 amino acids. The transcript has a single exon.
AUGGUUAGAGCUGAUGCAUCCGUUAGCAUCAAGGUGCUCCUGAAUGCCACGGCAGCACACUUUGGGUUUAGGCCGACUUACCGGAGGGUCUGGAUGGCAAAGCAGAAGGCUAUUGCCCUUAUCUACGGUGACUGGGAUGAGUCAUACAAUGAGCUGCCUAGGUGGGUUUUGGGAGUCCAGUUGACGAUGCCUGGAACUGUUGCAGUCCUAAGGACUAGCCCCGUUCGAGUUGGAGGGCAGGUAGACGAUUCUCAAUGUUAUUUUCACAGGCUUUUCUGGACGUUUCCACCUUGCAUCGAGGCAUUCCGCCAUUGCAAGCCGCUAAUCAGCAUCGACGGCACCCAUCUGUAUGGCAAGUACGGGGGAACGUUGCUCAUCGCAAUUGCACAGGACGGGAACUCCAACAUUCUACCUGUUGCAUUCGCACUAGUAGAGGGUGAGAAUGCUGAGUCCUGGACAUUCUUUCUCUCCCACCUUCGUCAGCACGUGACACCGCAGCCCGGUCUGCUGGUUAUAUCAGACAGGCAUAACGGCAUCAAGGUUGCGCUAGAGGCUCCUGAUGGAGGUUGGUUACCUCCAUCUGCAUACCGCGCAUUCUACAUUCGACACGUAGCUGCUAAUUUUGCCCUAACCUUCAAGGGAAAAGAUGCACGGAGGCUUCUUGUGAAUGCGGCGUAUGCCAAGACCGAGGUUGAGUUUGAUUACUGGUUUGAUAUACUGCGGUCUGAAGACCCGGCGAUGUGUGAGUGGGCGAACCUGAUUGAUUAUUCAUUGUGGACUCAGCAUCGUGAUGAGGGUCAGAGAUUCGGUCACAUGACGACGAAUAUCUCGGAAUGUGUGAACUCAAUCCUCAAGGGUGUCAGAAACCUUCAUGUAUCCUCACUAGUCAAGGCAACAUACGGAAGGCUUGCCGAACUAUUUGUUCGCAAGGGGAGAGAGGCUGAGGCCCAGAAGGGAACCGGACAACAAUUCAGUCAACACUUGGUAAAGUGUAUUGAGGCAAAUCUGAAGACGGCGAGGUGCUUCACGGUGACUUUGUAUGACAGGGAUAACUCGGAGUUCACCGUGGCAGAAACCACUCCGACUGGUUCCUUCUCAUUGGGUAGCUACAGAGUAUCGCUUGCCUAUCGGACAUGUGACUGCAGCUACUUUCAGGCGCUUCAUUUUCCAUGUCAGCACGCGCUUGCAUGUUGUGCCUACUCACGAGUAAACUGGACUACUUAUGUUCACAGCGUGUACCAGAUUAGUUCAGUCUUCAGUGUGUAUCGGAUGGGAUUUACCCCUCCAUUCCAGAGGGUAUCUGGCCACCAUACGACGGGCCUACUGUCAUACCGGACCCUGACAAGAGGCGUGCGAGAGAGGGUCGUCCGAGGUCCACCAGGAUACGACCAAAUAUGGACGAGGCAGAUCUGA